UCCCAGGCAGCACCUUGUCCCUGAUUCGCUGAUGUCCAGGUCAAUUCUAGUUAUUCCAGCUUUCUCUGCGCUCCCAUUCCAUAUAAUGUUGUUGUGUUCACACGAGUCUCACCUACUCAGCACGGCUUGAUAUCUAUCAACAACAAUGAGGACAAUGUUAAUCUUCUUUGGAAUGCUUUUCACCCUUUCAAAUGCAGAACUCCAAGUGAGCCUUCUGAAAGAGUCAGAUGGACUUGUAACAGGCAGGUUUGCUGACUCUUUACUUUUGAGUCUGCCUCCAUGUUAUUUGGCAACAAAGAGUGUGACUUUGGAGUACAACAACACUGACACCAACGAGAGCAAAACUUUGGUCAAUAUAUUCAAAGUGCUCCCCUGUCAGCUCAGAAGGGACAUCCUCUCAACCAUUGAGAAUAAUGGCCAGUUCACUACCAGCAGAAACCUGGGUUAUCAAGUGACAAAUCUCACCACUGGCUCAACAUACAGGCUUCAGUAUGUGGUAGGGGCAGAGAAGAGCAACAUUCUGGAGGGCUCUACAAGACAAGUCAAAGACCACAACCAAAUAGACUCUGGCCUGCCAGCACGCAGUGGAGCCAUGGUGGUCAUCACCGUCAUACUGUCUGUGUCCAUGUUCAUUUUGCUGGUAGCCCUCAUUGUCACUGUUGCCUAUUCCCUUGGUGGGGAUUAAAACACAUUUCUAAAGUCUGAAUUUCACAUUUAAUAUAGAUUUUAUCUGGAUACAUUUAUACAAUUAUACUUCAUAUGCAAACACGCAUCAGUACUGCACAUUGCUGAAGUACUUCUUUAAUGAUAGCUUUGAACAAUAUUCUAUGAGGUAUCUGUUUCCAGAACUUUCUAGUACAUUUAAAACCUUGAAUUAUAGUGUUUUAUGCAGUUUCAACUGCUGUCUAUCGUUCGCUUAUUUGGAGUAUGACUGAAUUAAAAUGAUUCAGAUUUAACAACAUUCCAACGUUACAUUAUUUUUAAUAGUAACAAACAUCAUUAGUCAGCCUACAUCAACUUCAUAGCAUUGUAAAACGUUUUAUAAAAAUAAACAAACUUUCAUAAA
Molecule: messenger RNA, 1066 nt
Organism: Coregonus clupeaformis (lake whitefish)
Lineage: Eukaryota; Metazoa; Chordata; Actinopteri; Salmoniformes; Salmonidae
Product: uroplakin-2-like
Exons: 5
Coding region: 146-685 (179 amino acids)
Source: RefSeq, a predicted model, not a curated record